Molecule: messenger RNA, 207 nt
Organism: Symbiodinium sp. CCMP2592
Lineage: Eukaryota; Dinophyceae; Suessiales; Symbiodiniaceae
Source: the annotation of a GenBank genome assembly
AUGCUUGACCUCGUGACCACGAAAGCCUUCAAGGCCUCGCAUCCACCACGCUUCUUGGCUGAUGCCUUAGUGCAUCCACUGCGUGUGCAUCGGAGACGCUUCGACACCAUCGGCAGAUGCAUGCUGCACAGCGCCCAAAGCUUUCCACAAGACCUGACCGCUGCUCAUUCCGGGCCCAAUGCAUUGGCACAGCAUGUGGUGUUGUAG